Molecule: messenger RNA, 378 nt
Organism: Macrosiphum euphorbiae (potato aphid)
Lineage: Eukaryota; Metazoa; Arthropoda; Insecta; Hemiptera; Aphididae
Source: the annotation of a GenBank genome assembly
AUGCCUCUACAAUUUAUUAUAAGUCAAAAAGGCAACAAAUUAUUAUUGCAUAAUGGAUAUCUUCAUACGUUCUAUAAAGAAGGUGUGAACAAAUUCAUUUGGCGUUGUUAUGAGUACAAAACAUACAAAUGUACUUCAUGCUAUACAACCACUCGAGAAGAAAUAGUAUUUUCCAUACAGCAAAUAAAAGCCUGUAGAUUUAAUUUAGUCAAUUUUUGGUACCGAAAAAUAAAGUCUUUGUCAGAUCUUCAAAAAUUGUACAAGAAUCAGUCAUGUACUAUCGCUAAAUGGUUACCAUUAUGUUUUGGAUUAGCAUUUUUACCGUCAAAUGAAGUGGAAGAUGCUUUUUUGAUUACCAAACUUAACUCCAGAUUUUAA